Gastrolobium bilobum is the source of this 1061-nucleotide messenger RNA. RefSeq names its product mitochondrial import inner membrane translocase subunit TIM22-3-like. Gene Ontology annotation, molecular function: transmembrane protein transporter activity. Lineage: Eukaryota; Viridiplantae; Streptophyta; Magnoliopsida; Fabales; Fabaceae. Gene Ontology annotation, biological process: protein insertion into mitochondrial inner membrane; protein targeting to chloroplast. The coding region runs from base 108 to 737 and encodes 209 amino acids. Gene Ontology annotation, cellular component: TIM22 mitochondrial import inner membrane insertion complex; chloroplast envelope. The transcript has 5 exons. The record is from RefSeq and is a predicted model, not a curated record.
GUAAAUGUGAAAGGGAUAACAUGUGAGCUACAGGUACGGACAAAGUUCAUUCGGACUUCGGAGGAGAAUAAACCGAAGACGAAGAGACACCUCCUCACAGCACAUCUAUGGCGGCAGUGGAUUCCGACGAUAUCACCGAGCCUCAGCCUCAGCCUCAGCCUCAGCCUCAAGAUGCUGACUCUGUUUCCAAUCCUUCUUCGGACUCACUUGUCCCCGCUGCUCCUGUCGUUUGCCUACUCCGUUUCGCCGGCGACUCCGCCGGUGGUGCUUUCAUGGGCUCCGUCUUUGGAUAUGGUGCUGGAUUGUUUAAAAAGAAAGGAUUUAAAGGAUCCUUUGUAGAAGCAGGGUCUUAUGCAAAGACAUUUGCAGUUUUGUCUGGAGUUCAUAGUUUGGUUGUUUGCAUCUUGAAAAGACUUCGAGGAAAGGAUGAUGUCAUUAAUGCGGGGGUAGCUGGAUGUUGCACGGGUCUUGCUCUAAGUUUUCCAGGUGCACCACAAGCUCUUCUGCAGAGCUGCCUCACUUUUGGGGCAUUUUCUUUUAUCAUAGAAGGGCUAAACAAGCAGCAACCCGCUCUUGCACUUCCUUUGUCCUGGAAAACCACUCUGCAACACAACUCACGUCCCCCCAUGGCACUCCCCCUUCAACUCCCUCUUCCAGGUGAAAUGAAAGAAGCCUUCUCCAUUUUCUACGAGUCUUUGAAAAAGCGCAACAAGGGAACUUAUCCCACAUCUCAAUAAGGAAUCAGGGUAUCAUGAUUUUCAAGCAUCAUGUAGAUAUAAUAUGCACCCAUCUUUGCUUUUAUUUAGGUUCUUGUAUCCUUUGUCUACAUUUCUUUUUGAGGAACUUGAGGGUGACUACGCAUUGUUGAAGGGCAUAGAUUGUUUACAUGUUACCGAGUUCCAAUAUGGCAUCUUGGUUCUAUCGUGCUCUUUCUUGGUGGUUUGUUGGAACUUCGGAGGCCUAUUGAAUGAUGAUUGAUUGAGCUUGAUUCAUGCACUUACUAUCUGAAACACAUUAGUAUGAAGUGGCAGCGAUUUCAGUUUGAAAGCCAAACCCUGCAU